AUGAGACGUUCAGCUGCACCGAGUCGUGUUGUAUCCCUUCCCCUCACAGAGAGGACCUCGAAAGUGAAUCAGGCGAUUAUAAACAACCCGGAACAAGAAACGGCGGAUUCUUGUGUCACUCAACAUUCAGAGGCAACAGUACUGGGCCCGAAAAUUUUUGAAGUUGUCUAUGCUAAAACGUCAAGUUGUAAACACAAGAAAUGGAAAGAUGAUGGAUUUGCAAUUAUUCAUGGACGCACAGCUAAUGUUGCUUCCAGUUCCGGUAACAAAAUGGUGUACUUAAAUUCAUUGAGUGAGGGUUCUUUGCUCAAAGUUGGCGGCUACGAAGCCGAACUGCUCUGCUUGGUUAGUCCUGAAUUUUAUCAGGCUUCCUGUGGUGCUCUCCUCGAAGUUGACAGUGCGGCAUCCGUUGUACCACAGAACAAUGCUUUCCGCGGACUCCCACAAAAUUCGGCAUGCACGAGUCACUCUACACCACUGAAUGAUUCAUUUGCCCGUUCGCUUUCGAAGCCACCUCGAGCAAGAGCGCCUGCAUGUUUGCCACAGACGGACGCCUUGGUUAUGCCCCGCCCUCCUGCCGAGUGUGUGUGGGUCCAAAAUCCUGAAGGAUUUCCAAUUGUGGAUGUCAUUCUGGAGCCGCAAUUCGCUUGUCGUUUACUUCCUCACCAGAAGGACGGGGUUGUGUUUCUGUACGAGUGCGUCAUGGGAUUCCGGUCUGGAUAUUCAUCGGGCGCGUCCACUAUCCCGACUACCUUGACUGAUCUGGACUUUCGAGAGGGCUCCGGAAGUGCCAUUACAGGUUGCAUACUCGCUUCUCGAGCGGGUGGCACAGGAUUAAAUUUGGUCGGUGCCAACUACCUGAUUCUGUUCGACAUGGAUUGGAACCCAGCGAAUGACGCACAGAUAAACCCGAAUCACCCAGCUGACGACACCACGUUGCGGUCGUUCGGCAAGCCAGCUUUAGAACACGUACGGAGUUCAGAGAAGGCUAUGGCUCGCAUUUGGCGACCCGGACAAUCUCGACCUGUUCGAUUGUACAGACUGGUAACAGCUGGUGGUCUGGAAGAGCGCAUUUUUCAGCGUCAAGCUGCCAAAUUAGCACUCUCACAUCAAGCACUAGCCAAUCCGGCCAGCGCAGCCCAUCUUACUUCCAAUCAAUCUUCCUCGAAGGGGGUUCUCACGCGCGAAGAACUACAUGACCUAUUCCAGACCCCAUCCUUACCAGCUGUUACGUGUUGGACUCAUGCAUUGAUCGGCUGUACCUGUGAUAUCUCAUCUUCUUCACCAAGCCCAACUUUGUCCACGGCAUCCGAUGCAUGCAGUGAUCUAGGUGAUCAGUGCUGCUCCGACGAGGAAUCCGACAUACGAGUUUGUCAGCUUGGACAGAGCGUCACUGAAUCCAGACUCACAAAACCACAUUUCAGUGUUCCAAAGGAGCGCCGAACAUUCGCGACAGAGUCUUUAGCAUUUCUCCUCAACUGGAAACACAGUCUCACCGAUGUGGCCAUCGGACGCUUGUGCGACCCCCUCUUGUCGUCAUUUGAAUCUUGCAAGGAGAAUCUCCCAAUUAACGCAGUAUUUUCCUCGGCCACCGAGGGCGCCGAAACUUCUAACCUUUCCGCUGCGGAUCAUGCAUAAUCCCUCGACUCAGAUCCCUUUAUGUUUGUUUACGAAGUGUUCUCCUUCGUACUCAUCUCGGUGAUCCUCUUACUGUCAGUUUUUAUUGUCAGACAUAUUAUUUCUUAACCCGGACACCUGCUUUGAUAUUGCUAUCUGCCUAGGUGCUUAUCUUGGCGUCUUUCUAUCCUUUACUGCUCUGUCGGCUGCAUUUUCAUUUCGUCGCUGCGUCCGUGAUUGCGUGUAAUGGUGGUUGAUUGCAUUGCGUUGUGGCCCCUGCAACAC
Molecule: messenger RNA, 1902 nt
Organism: Dicrocoelium dendriticum
Lineage: Eukaryota; Metazoa; Platyhelminthes; Trematoda; Plagiorchiida; Dicrocoeliidae
Source: the annotation of a GenBank genome assembly